Molecule: messenger RNA, 3387 nt
Organism: Crotalus tigris (Tiger rattlesnake)
Lineage: Eukaryota; Metazoa; Chordata; Lepidosauria; Squamata; Viperidae
Exons: 4
Coding region: 456-1256 (266 amino acids)
Source: RefSeq, a predicted model, not a curated record
AAUAUUUCAACAAGAUAAGCUGUUCUAGUUCUUCUCCACUGAACUGUGUUUUCUCUUUCAUCUGUUUCCAAGCAAUCAUACCAAGCCAAAUGGCAGUGUCAGGUAUAUAUGUGAAAUGUGUGUCCUACUGAACACCAGAGUCUGCAGUCUGAAGACAGCUAUUGAUAAUUGCUGCCACUGGGACCUUUAGGAUUAUCAAAGUAGGCCACUGAGGAUAGAAGAUUUGUGAUGGCACAUAUCCAGAUGGAAUAAAUAAGAAAACACAGGGCAUUUGCACAGCUUUAGCUGUUCUACCAAUUGUAACAUCACCUAGACAGGAUGAUCUGAAGAUGGCCAUUCAUGCCUUGUCAUUUGUUGAUCAGAUAAUUAAAAUUCAUAGCUCCUGGGACUGCUCCUAAAGACCACUCCUAGAAACUUCAGCUGGUCCAGCAUGUAACAGCGCAUGUGCUCACUGUAUGAUAUAUCCUUUUAUGGAAAUGCAGUCCAUUUUUUGUGGAGCAAAGUCAGAGGAGAAGCUAGUCAAGGCCAGCCGUGAUAUGUAUGACUGCGUCUACAUUUUUGUUUCUUCUACCAACACUGCAUUCCGAAUGCUCAACCAAUUUCUUGGAAGUAAAUUAGCCACAAUUACGGUACAGGAAAACCUUAGCAUCAAGGAAAUUUUUCAGCUUCUACAGAGUGCCCUGAAAGAGAUGCAGAUGCUAGUAGAGUUGAAAGACAAAGAUUUCCAGGAAAAAAUUGAAGUUCCUUUAUAUUCUAAACUUAUUCUGCCAGACCUUUCCACUAAUGAAAAAAUCAGGCUUAUAAAAGAUAUAUAUGGUCAAUAUAAUGGAAUUUUUGAAAAUAUCUGUGGUCCCAUUUGUGCUGUUAUAAUUAAGCAUGGUAAUCUCCCUGAAAUGCUUGAGACUGCUAUUCAGAAUUUAAUGAGUACGCCCGUGCCGUCUCUUCAAGUGAGUGAACUUCUCAUGACCAAAGAAGAAAUUGCUAAAGCACUUCCAGACUCCAGUCCCUGUUCAUCCCAAACUGCAUCACCAGUCAAACAAAAAACCCAUAGUUUUUCUGUUGUGCCCAGUUCUUUUUCACUUACUAAAUUCAUGCGGAUAAUUCAUUGUAAACAAACAUCUAAGGAUUCAGUUCAGUUGGCUGCAGAACUCAUGGCAGAAGCUGUUCAGAUUUUGAAACCAACUUGUGAACAUUUCCAAAGAUCUAUUAAAAUGGCUGAAGAGUAUAUCACAUUGAUCAUUGACAAAAAGCAAUAAACCAGAAGACAAUUGCUCAGCUUCUAGAAAUUUACUUGUUUACCCAGCAAGAAAGUUGCAAAUAAAAGAGAAAACUUCUGAUUGCAGCAUCAUUUCAAUCUAUAGUUCAUACAUAUUAAUAUCUCAUAUAACAUCAAUGCAAACAAAGGCAUAUGUAUAUGGUUUGGCUCCUAGUGAAAAUUCCCCUUGAUAACUUUGAAGAUUUUGUUAUCAAUUCCCUUGAAAUGAUCUUAUCCUUUUACUAAUUCUUCCCUGUGCUAUUUCUUCUCUUCUACUGCUUAAUUAUUUCUAUUGUGUAUUUGUAGUCUUCAUUUCUUCAUCACAAUUCCGUUUUUCUCCUUUUACCAAUUAUCAUUUUUCAAUUCCAGUUAAUUCAACUUUACUCAUUCAGAAAUAAUAAUUUGACAAAGGAAGUCCACUUAGCCUCUUCUUCCUCCUCACUCCAUGUUUUUUUCCCCAAAGUAAACAAACUCAGCAUCUUGAUUCCAUAGCAUUUGCUUUUUCCUGGGAAUUCCCAUCAUUCCCAUAUAUUUGAAUUGUCUGACAAAUACUAACCCUCUCCAAUGCUAGCCAGAACAGAAGUAAAUAUUACAGCAUCAAGACACGAAAUUAAUCUGAUUUUGCUCUUCAAAGCAAGUUCAAUUGAAUGAUUCAGGGAGAUAAACUGAAUUCUUUUUGUUCAUCUCUUCUUGGUAAGGCCACGCUUUGGUAUGUACCAUAUGUGCAUAUGAGCAAAAUCAGGACAGGCCUCUAGCUGACUCACAAAAAAUGAACAUGGGCAUUCAGUUCUUUGUAUCUGAUUUCUUAGGACAAUCCUAGACAAAUGGCAUAUUUAUAUAUUUGUAUCUUUCUUGUUUUGUGUUUGUGCCAUAGAUCAUCAAAUAUUUAAGCAUAGUGUAGGAACAUAGUUGUAGAAGUUUUUAGAUGGAAGAGAUUGUCUGUUAUUUGUGCCUCAAAAAUAAUUAGGAAAAUGUUAGGGCCUUCUAUUAAGACAGAAAAACAAAAGAACUUGAAAACAAACACAGAAAAAGCCCUCAGAUGCUAGUUUGAUGUGAAAUACAAGAAAGCUACUCCAGAGGACAAUUUUUCAUGGACAAUUUUUUUUUCAGGAAAGCAAACAGCCUUCGGUCUUUUGGCCUUAAAGAAUACAUCAGAAUUUAGAGCUUAGAAAAAAAAAGUUGUGGUUAGGAGUUCACCAGCAUAUACAUUUCUAAUGCAACCCAGUGAAGAGAGGGUUUAUUGGCAGUUGGCUGCAACAUUCCUUACCAGUAAUAGAAGUUGCUGAAUUUGUUUUCAUAGGAACCUCUACCUAUAGCACAUUAAACUAAGGAAAGUCUCAUUAUAGCAAAAUCUUCCUCCCCUCCUUUCCUUAUCAGUAUAUAACUGUCAUCUCAUUUAAAUCCUUCUUCCUCUUUUAUUCCAGUUGUAUCUCCAUAAGAUUUUUUUUCUCUACUUAUUGGCCGUUGCUCAAGGUUGUUUUUCACCAACUUCCAACUGUGUUUAAGGGAAAUUGACAAAUUGAAUGGAUGAAGGCAAACCAUUAGAAAUGUAAUCAAGUUAAUUAGUUCUUCCUCAUUAAUUGGUUGUCCUUAUUUCAGUGUACUUUAAAGCUGAAGUUUGUUGCAAUCCUAUGCAACAUUUCCUAGUAGAUAUUCUGCUGGACAUAAUAUUUCUUAAUAAACAUCUGUGUAUUGGGCCCAGAGACACCACAUGAAUAAGAACAUUCCAGAUGCUUUUUUCCAUAUACUCAGACAAGUGCAAUAGCCAUGAUCACAUAUCUUCUAAAUUAGAAAGGUAAGAAUAUUUUAAAUUAAAUCCAUAUUUCAGCACCCUUCCUUAGUCAUUAAAUGAAAUAAUAUGUCAUCAGCAAAACAGUAAUAAUAAGAGAACAAAAAAAACAAAAACAAGCCUUUAUAUUUGCCUCAUUAUAUUCUUACUACUAGUUCCUAAUCAGGAACAUCUCAUUAUCAUGCUUAAUCACAUUACAUAGCUGAGGAAUAUGUUUUCUUGAAAUACUUGCAUUGUACAUGAAAAUUUUAUUUCUAUUUAUUUAUUUCAAAUGCUUUCUGACCAGGACAAAAACAUAAGUGUGAAUUUGUCUAGUAUGAACUGAUAUAAGAAAAAAAAAAAA